GAUAGAAAGACGGCAACGCUAUCCGGUAUGUUCCUGAUCCACAAUCCGCAAAAAAAGAAAUAGUACUUCUCUUUCUCAGACCCGAUCAACUCAAUCUUUCAUUCCAAUAACCCCCUUUGAGCUCGGUGAUAUACUCAAUGCCUCCGUUCGUGCCGACUAUUGCAUUCCAUUUACCAUGUCGAGGUUCUAUUUCGAGAUCAAUAUACUACAGAGCCCUGAUUCACCUGUUGUCGGAAUUGGCCUGUCCAAGGAACACGUCCAUCCUGACGACUUUGUCGGCUGGAAGGAGGACUCCUGGGGAUAUCACGGCGACGACGGUAAUUUCCACACGGCCGGCCAUCACGAGCCCUACGGUCCAUAUUAUGGCGCCGGGGACGUCGUCGGUUGUGGGUAUGACCGGCAGUCGCAAAGUAUUUUCUUCACCGUGAACGGUGAGAAGCAGAGAGACGUAGCGACGGCGGUGUGCGGUCAGCUGUAUCCGACCGUCUCGAUCCAGCGCCUGGUGGCCGACACACAUGUCGUCAUCAACUUUGGGCCGUACUUCCAGUUUGAUACCGCCGAGCUCGAUCUGUCGUCGGCCUCUGUGAGUCAGGAUGAUGCAGAGCUAUGAUUCCGACAUAGAGAGAGAGAGAGAAAGAGACAAGUUUGGGCCAGGAAGGGGCAGGGGGGGGGGACGGAUCUUGCGGUAUGUGUGAUGCUUGCAGGGUGUGGGAUUAGGGCCUGGCGCGAAAGCACGGAUCAUGUCUUAUUCCCAACAACAAACGCCAUGCCUCACAACCGAGCAGACAGACGAUAAUUAUACUCAGAAGUACAGGGUGACGUGAUCUGAUCGCCAAGUUGAAACAUCCCGAGAUGCAUGCGCAUCCACUUGACUUCCGACCGAAUAGCAUUUCCCCGUUUCAGUGAGGGACGCAUUUGCCGUACCAAUCCAGUUUCGGGAUGAAUAGACAUGCAUUCGAGGAUGCGGUGCCAGUCCUCAGCGCAGACAACAAACACAACCAGAAUUUUACUACUGGUAAUCACAAAGAAGUGUAAAAAACAUACAACAGAAGGGAUUCGCUGGUGGUCACCCACCCAAC
Messenger RNA from Aspergillus aculeatinus CBS 121060, 1079 nucleotides. RefSeq names its product SPRY domain-containing protein. Gene Ontology annotation, molecular function: protein binding. Lineage: Eukaryota; Fungi; Ascomycota; Eurotiomycetes; Eurotiales; Aspergillaceae. Bases 176 to 610 code for a protein of 144 amino acids. The transcript is spliced from 3 exons. The record is from RefSeq and is a predicted model, not a curated record.